Chlorella variabilis is the source of this 760-nucleotide messenger RNA. RefSeq lists its product as hypothetical. Gene Ontology annotation, biological process: protein catabolic process; proteolysis. The transcript has 6 exons. NCBI's taxonomy places the organism in Eukaryota, Viridiplantae, Chlorophyta, Trebouxiophyceae, Chlorellales, Chlorellaceae. Bases 20 to 520 code for a protein of 166 amino acids. The record is from RefSeq and is a predicted model, not a curated record.
CAGUUGCAGUCACAACGGGAUGACUAUCUGCGUGGGGCAGCGGCUGGGUGGCCAGGCUGUGGCGGGGAAGGCGGGAGACAAGCCUCCGACGCGAGGGGCGUGGCUCGUGCCUGCUGGGGCCACCAGGCGCAGCGCCCAGCGUCGCGCUCGGCUGCACGUGGCAGCCAGGAGCGCGGGCAAAGGCGGCGGCGUGCUGGACCGCCCUGGCGUGCUGCCGGGCCAACAGCGGGGGCGCGAGACGCGGCGUCGGCGCCCUCCCUCCUACCGCGUGCUGCUGCACAACGACAACUACAACCGGCGCGAGUAUGUGGUGCAGGUGCUGAUGAAGGUGGUGGAGGGGACCACCGUGGACGACGCCGUCAACAUCAUGCAGGAGGCGCACAUCAACGGGCUGGCCAUGGUGACGCAGUGCGCGCAGGACAAGGCUGAGCUGUACUGCGAGUCACUGCGCCUCAACGGCCUCAUCGCCACCAUUGAGCCCGCCGGCACCGGCGGCAGCGAUGGCACCAGCAGCAGCUAGGCGCCGCCUAGCGAGCGAGGCAGCGCGGGCCUUCCCUUCCCUUCCCGCCCUCGCGCUGCCUGACCCCCUCCUGCCGAGCGGAUUCCUUCCUACCCCACCCCUCUCACCCCUCUCACCCCGGUACUUGAGAAGAAGACUGACCAACCGUUGGGGCAGCCCCACAGCUGGCGUGCCUGCACCCCUGCCCCUCUUCCCAGCAUGCACGGCCCAUGUGGGCAGCCACAGCCUGAUCCCUGCACU